AUGUCGCUCCUCAACUACCGCACCAUCAACGUCGACCAGCUCGACCCCGAGUCCUCGGUCAACUUCCCCAUGGAGACUCUUCUCCCUGCCACGCUGCCUCAGCCCGAGACCUCCAGUGACGCCGCCAAUAUUGCUUCACAGAUCCGUCAAUUGCUGCGCAGUGGCGACACUGUCGGCGCGCUCCGCCAGGUCCUGGAUACCGCGCCACUGGGGGGUGAUGACCGCGCAAAGGAAGUGCAUCUGGGGACGGUGAUCGAGGUGUUGCAGGGCAUUCGACAGGCUGAGAUGACUCGGGUCUUGGAGGAUGUUGUCAGCGGUGAUGGUGGAUCUGAGCGCGCGGACUGCCUGAUGAAGUAUAUUUACAAGGGAAUGUCCUCCUCUGGGGCCAGUGGGGGUGCCUCAACCCCACGCAAGAUUGACUCUCCUCAGGCCACUGGAUUCUCGCAAAUUCAAGCUCGAAACGCAGGCGAAGGUGGUGGUGGUCAGCAGAUGAGCGUCUUGUUGAACUGGCACGAGAAGCUCGUCGAGUUGACGGGUACUGGAUCGAUUGUUCGUGUUAUGACUGAUCGUCGGACCGUGUAA
Messenger RNA from Penicillium diatomitis, 582 nucleotides. Its product is annotated as actin-related protein 2/3 complex subunit 5 family protein. The transcript has 2 exons. The coding region runs from base 1 to 582 and encodes 193 amino acids. Gene Ontology annotation, molecular function: actin filament binding. The record is from RefSeq and is a predicted model, not a curated record. NCBI's taxonomy places the organism in Eukaryota, Fungi, Ascomycota, Eurotiomycetes, Eurotiales, Aspergillaceae. Gene Ontology annotation, biological process: regulation of actin filament polymerization; Arp2/3 complex-mediated actin nucleation. Gene Ontology annotation, cellular component: Arp2/3 protein complex; cytoplasm; actin cytoskeleton.